AUGUCGAAGGAGAUAAGCAUUUUUCUUUGUAAUGUUCAGUUUACAAAAGAUGCUGGUGCCUUUUGUGUGACAGGAGUUAAACUUGACAAUGCAAAAACUAUAACAACGUUUGAUCCAAAUGAGAAAACCUACAACAUUAAUGGAAAGGAUGUGCAAGGACACUUCAUGGUGGAUUACACUGCUGCUCAGAUUGACCACAAUGUGUCGAUGAAUCAGGCCAUUUUUUCGCGUCCAAGUUUCUACGACGGCUUAUCUCCCGUACUCAAUGUUGAUGGUAUUCUAAGUAGCAAAACUCCACCAAGGGUUUGGUUGAAUUUUCAGUAUCAAGCAUUUUAUGACCAACACGACGUAAAGCUAGUUGAUAAAGUACUAGAAAUGUUGAGACUUUAUACUAUAGACUUUAUUUCAUCUCCAGAGAUCGGUUUCUUAACAAGUGUCAAUGAGAAAGUUAGGAAGAAAACAAAGUUCAUCUUUCAAUUUCUUAACGCAAGUGAUGUCGAACCAACAACAAUGCAACCGUAUGGCACCAUUGUGAAAGAUCUUGCGGCAAUCAAGUCAUAUGCAUCUGGCAUAAUAGUGCCGAAAGAAUACAUAUGGCCAGUUAAACCAAACAAUUACUUGGGGCCUCUCACAACCCUAGUAUCUGAUGCACAUAAACAAGGACUGGAAGUGUAUGCUUCUGGUUUUGCGAAUGAUUUCUUUUCAAGCUAUGAUUAUAACUAUGAUCCUACUGCUGAGUACCUACAAUUUAUAGUGAAAGACGAAUGUGUUGAUGGUCUUGUUACUGAUUUUCCUUCAACAUUUCUGAAUUUCAUGUGUUUGAUAGUGGCAUUGGCAACAGCAGCAAAAGCAAAAUUACUUCUUCGUGAGCUAAAAACCGUUAAAGCGGAUUUAGCAUUUGCUAAAGCGCGUUGUGCUCAACUUGAAGAAGAAAAUAAAUUACUCAGGGAACGAGAAGGAAGCGAUAAGGGACUUAUCCGUGAUGAUGAUGAUCUGGGGAAGGUCACUGUGCAUACUUUUGCUAGCAUUUCUUCUUCGAAUGGUAAUCAAUCUCAAGCAACUUCUGCAAGAACUGCCUCUCAAUCUACUGUCACAGUAGACAUACCUUCAACCAAAGUAGAAGCAGCAGCCUCGGCCCCAGACAUUAAUGUUAAAGAAGAAGUGGAAGUAAAGAAUGAACCAAAAAAAUCCGCUUUUGUAGAUGUGUCUCCAGAAGAAACUGUGCAGAAGAAUGCUUUUGAAAGAUUUAAAGAUGUUGAUGAAUCAAGUUCAUUCAAGGAAGCCCGUGCUCUAGCUGAAGCUUCUCAAAAUGGAGCUCCUUUUAACCAAGAUUAUUAUUUUAAUACAUUUUUUUAG
Molecule: messenger RNA, 1356 nt
Organism: Vicia faba (fava bean)
Lineage: Eukaryota; Viridiplantae; Streptophyta; Magnoliopsida; Fabales; Fabaceae
Source: the annotation of a GenBank genome assembly